AUGGGCAAUUCCAACGAAACGCAUAAUCCGCAACUCCUCAAUGGCUUCGCCAGCGAGGACCACUCCGGCUACAGCCAAGACAACCUGCAGGCAUGGGAGCACAUGGCCGAGCAGUGGGAGACCUUCCAGAGCCACGAGGGCGCCGACGGCAAUGACAUGUUCAACCAGUGUCUUCUGCCGGUCGUCGCUGAGCUCGCCGGUCUGCCAACUGAAGGCGAGCCCCAGGUCAAAGAACUCGCGCAGUGGCAACCCGGUGAGCGGGUUCUCGACCUGGGCGCUGGCAGUGGUAUUCUCGCGCGCAUGUUCGCAAAGCAAGGCGCGCACGUGACCGGUCUCGAUUUCUCUCAGGCAAUGCUCGAACAGGGCAGGGAACGAGCGAAGCGGGAUAAGCUGUCUGGCAAGAUCGAGUACGACUAUAUUGACCUGAUGGACUACCCAAUGAUGGAGAAGUAUAUGAAGGACAAGGAACCAUACGACAUUAUCACGAUCAGCACGACAGUCAAGUCUCUGCCAGAUAUCGAGCCGCUUGCCAAGGCUUUGCCACUGAUGCUGAAGCCUGAAGGACGAAUCGUCAUCGUAGACCUUCACCCGGCCUUCUCAAAGCCCGCAGGCCAUCGCGGCAUGGAGAUCUUUGAGGACCCUAAGACCGGCAAGCAGCAACUGAGCACAUACAUCAAAGUGCCACAAUACCUCAACAUCCCACCAACCAAGAGCGAAGCUGUUCGAGGACAGCCAGAACCACUUUCGCAGUGGUUCUUCCACCGACCGUUCUGGUCACUCAUGGAUCCAUUCUUCCGAAACGGACUCGUGCUUGACGCCAUGCGAGAACCAGCUUUCAAGGGCGAACCAGUACCCUCACAAGCCCAAAACUACCACAACUUCCAGCAGACACCAAUGUUGCUGGCGUUUCGAUUACGGCAUGCCUUUCGCAAGUGA
Molecule: messenger RNA, 936 nt
Organism: Zasmidium cellare ATCC 36951
Lineage: Eukaryota; Fungi; Ascomycota; Dothideomycetes; Mycosphaerellales; Mycosphaerellaceae
Exons: 4
Coding region: 1-936 (311 amino acids)
Source: RefSeq, a predicted model, not a curated record